Sparassis crispa is the source of this 3012-nucleotide messenger RNA. RefSeq names its product Ubiquitin-activating enzyme E1 1. Lineage: Eukaryota; Fungi; Basidiomycota; Agaricomycetes; Polyporales; Sparassidaceae. Gene Ontology annotation, cellular component: cytoplasm; nucleus. Gene Ontology annotation, molecular function: ubiquitin activating enzyme activity. Gene Ontology annotation, biological process: DNA damage response; ubiquitin-dependent protein catabolic process; protein ubiquitination. Bases 1 to 3012 code for a protein of 1003 amino acids. The transcript is spliced from 17 exons. The record is from RefSeq and is a predicted model, not a curated record.
AUGGACAUAGAUGAGGCCGCAAUCGACGAAGGUCUCUACUCUCGUCAACUCUAUGUGCUUGGACAUGAAGCCAUGAAGCGCAUGGCGGCCUCCAACGUAUUGAUCGUUGGAGUGAAAGGUCUGGGCGUCGAAAUUGCCAAGAAUGUUGUAUUAGCUGGUGUCAAGUCUGUCACAAUCUUUGAUCCCGAACCAGUACAAGUGCAAGAUCUCAGCACACAGUUUUUCUUACGCGAGGACGAUAUUGGAAAGCCACGUGCAGAAGCAGCUGUUCGCCGACUCGCUGAACUGAAUGCUUAUGUACCAGUGCGUAAUCUUGGCGGUCAGCCAGGCAAGGAAAUAUCGGUAGACCAGAUUGCUGGCUUUCAAGUCGUAGUCCUGUGUGGCGCUACUCUGCAAAAGCAGCUUGAAAUUAACAAUUGGACACACGAGAAUGGCGUUCACUUCAUCGCCGCUGAUACGCGUGGUCUCUUCGGUACGGUGUUCAACGACUUUGGGUCGAAAUUCACAUGCGUAGAUCCAACUGGGGAGCAACCGUUGAAUGGAAUGAUCGUAGAGGUUUCUCAAGACGAGGAAGGUCUUGUAACAUGCCUAGAUGAGACGCGUCAUGGACUAGAAGAUGGCGACUUUGUCACAUUCACCGAAGUUCAGGGCAUGCCUGAGUUGAAUGGAUGCGAACCUCGAAAGGUCACGGUUAAAGGUCCCUACACGUUCGCCAUUGGCGAUACAUCCAAGCUGAGCGCGUAUCAGAGGGGCGGUAUCUUUACUCAAGUCACGAUGCCUAAGCUGCUCGAGUUUAAACCUCUCAGAGAGUCUCUCAAGUCCCCAGAGUUCUUUAUCACCGACACUGCGAAGUGGGACCGCCCUGCUACGCUUCAUGCAGGUUUCCAGGCUCUUUCGGAAUUCCAGGCGAAAUAUCAACGACUUCCCCGUCCUCGGAAUUCUGAAGAUGCGGCGACGCUUGUGGCCCUUACGAAGAAAAUAGAGCCAGAGAUUGAUGAGAAAGUAAUCACCGAGCUGGCGUACCAAGCCACUGGCGAUGUGUCUCCAAUUGUGGCUGUUAUUGGAGGUUUCGUAGCACAAGAAGUCCUGAAAGCUGUAUCCGCGAAGUUCCACCCGAUGGUGCAACACUUGUACUUCGACUCUCUGGAAUCUCUUCCCGACGCUCUUCCGACUGAGGAAGACUGUCAACCCCUUGGCUCCCGAUAUGAUGCUCAAAUCGCUGUCUUCGGAAAAACUUUCCAGGACCAGAUAAGUAAUCAUCGCCAGUUCCUCGUCGGCUCAGGUGCCAUUGGUUGUGAGAUGUUGAAGAACUGGAGUAUGAUGGGUGUCGCUUCAGGGCCAAACGGUGUUAUUCACGUCACGGAUCUUGAUACCAUUGAGAAGAGCAACCUUAACCGUCAGUUCUUGUUCAGAGCGAAGGAUCUUGGCAAAUUCAAGUCCGAAGUCGCUGCUGCGGCUGUUGCGGACAUGAACCCUGAUUUGAAGGGUAAGAUCGUGAGCAAGCAAGAGCCAGUGGGUCCGGACACCGAGAAUGUAUACGGACCGUCAUUCUAUCAAAGUAUUGACGGUGUCACCAACGCAUUGGACAACAUCAGAGCUCGUCAGUACAUGGAUCAGCGAUGUGUUUUCUACCUGAAGCCUCUUCUCGAGUCGGGAACCUUGGGGACCAAGGGAAACACGCAGGUCGUCAUUCCUCAUGUCACGGAGUCCUACUCCUCUUCGCAAGACCCACCAGAGAAGGAGACGCCUUCAUGCACCGUCAAGAACUUCCCGAACGCAAUCCAGCAUACCAUUGAGUGGUCAAGAACGGAGUUCGAUAACCUGUUUGUCAAACCUGCACAGGCUGUAAACGCGUAUCUAUCUGAACCAAACUAUCUGGAGAACAACCUCAAGUACUCCGGUCAACAGAAGGAGCAGAUCGAACAGAUUGUUUCGUACCUGGUCACCGACAAGCCCCUCACGUUCGAGGAAUGCAUUGUCUGGGCAAGACUGCAGUUUGAGGAACGCUACAACAACGCCAUUCGCCAACUCUUGUUCAGCUUGCCGAAGGAUGCGGUUACUAGCACUGGUCAACCGUUCUGGAGUGGUCCGAAGAGGGCGCCCGAUCCAUUGACAUUCGAUUCGAGCGACCCCACUCACCUCCAAUUCAUCAUUGCGGCUGCAAACUUGCAUGCAUUCAACUAUGGCUUACGAGGAGAGACGGACCCAGCACUGUUCAAAAAGGUCGCUGAUUCGAUCAUUGUGCCCGAGUUCACACCAAGGAGUGGUGUUCAGGUCCAGAUUAAUGAGAACGAGCCCGUUCUCAACGCUGCCAGUGCCGAUGCUAGUGAUCUGUCCAAUUUGAUGAAGAGGUUGCCCGCUCCUUCAUCGCUGGUCGGAUAUCGUCUCAACCCUGUGGAGUUCGAGAAGGACGAUGACACGAACCACCACAUCGACUUCAUCACCGCAGCGUCCAACCUGCGAGCAAUGAAUUACAACAUCCAGCCUGCAGAUCGUCACACCACCAAGCAGAUUGCGGGCAAAAUCAUCCCCGCUAUCGCUACGACGACAUCGCUCAUCACUGGUCUGGUGUGCUUGGAGCUCUACAAGAUCAUCGACGGCAAGAAGAAACUUGAGAGUUACAAGAAUGGCUUCAUCACCCUCGCGCUACCGUUCUUCGGCUUCUCGGAACCCAUCGAGGCCAAGAAGAACAAAUUCAAUAACACUGAAUGGACCCUUUGGGAUCGUUUCGAGUUCAAGAACGAUCCGACGCUCAAGGAGAUCAUGGACUGGUUCCGGAAGGAGCACAAGCUCGAUAUCAGCAUGGUCAGCCAAGGCGUCAGUAUGCUGUGGAGUUCAUUCAUUGGCAAAAAGAAGAGCGAAGAACGUUUGCCGAUGAAGUUCAGCAAGCUCGUCGAACAGGUCAGCAAGAAGCCUAUUCCCCCUUACGUUCGGCAUCUCGUCGUCGAAGUCAUGGUGUCUGAUGAGGAGGGCGAGGACGUUGAGGUGCCGUUCAUCGUGGUACACCUGUAG